AUGCAUCUAUCCACUCUUUCUGUUACAACUAAUACUGGAUGUGCAUGCACAUUUAAGAUAAGGUACUUACUCAAUUUGUUUUUUAUAUUUCCUGUAGGUCAGUGGGGUCGAUGUAUUAGUGAAGAGUGUGGACCAAAUGGAGUACAGAGUAGAACAGUGUGGUGUGUCCAUAUUGAAGGCUGGACUACACACCAUUCCUAUUGUAAGUAUGAAGAGAGACCAGCAAUUCAAAGGGACUGUUUCAAAGUGUGUGACUGGCACCAAGAGAUUUUUGAGUGGGAUUUCUCAAAAUGGGGAGAUUGUGUACUUCGUACAUCUUCAAAUAAAGUUAAACCAAGGACCUCCACUUGUGUCACUGCACAACAAGGGCUGCAGCAUAGGAAAGUACACUGCGUACGAAAAUCCAACAGAUCUCUGGUAUUAGACGAGAUCUGUGAAUUCUUUACACCUAAGCCUGCUUCGGACCAAGCCUGCCUCAUUCCCUGCCCACAGGACUGUGUAGUAUCGGAAUUCUCAACCUGGUCAGCUUGUAGCAAAGGCUGUGGGAAAGGAUUACAACAUCGGGUUCGUUCAGUAUUAUCACCACCAUUAUAUGGUGGUAAAAGCUGCCCAUCUCUAACAGAAACUAAGGGCUGUGAUAUACAAGUCUCCUGUCUGGUUGGGGAGGAUGAGUUUCAGUACAGUUUAAAAGUAGGUCCUUGGAGUGACUGCAGACUACCACACCAAAGACAAGUCUGGCAAAGUGGUAAACCAGGACUGAACUUCAGUUUACAGCCUUCUGAAAAGAAUCCUAUGAAGCUCCUGAUCCAUGAACAUUUCAAGCCAUGGGAUGUAAAGAUAGGAUAUCAAACGAGGCAUGUCCGUUGUACAAGAAAUGAUGGAAAAAAUGCAAUGCUUAGCCUUUGUACCCAUGACAAUACCCCCACGAUCUUUCAGUCAUGUGUUAUGCCCAGAGAUUGUGGAGUUUCUGAAUGGUCUGAAUGGAGUUCAUGCUCUAAAACUUGCCAAUUGCCUGGCAUGUCUCCUGGGUACAGAAGCAGGAAUCGAUUUAUAAGGCAUACGGCAGUAGGGGGUGGCAGAGAUUGUCCUGCUCUCGAGGAAAAAGCGACUUGCAAUAUUGGAGGCGAAGGAUUAUCAGAAUGUCCAAAGUAUGUUUGGAAAACCACGGAUUGGAAUGAGUGCCAGGUGACUCCUCUACUCAGUCAGCAGGACCGACGCCGAAGCAAUCAGUCAAUCUUGUGUGGAGGUGGAAUUCAGAUGCGCGAAGUUUACUGUGCACAGAAAACAGGAGAAGUUAACAAACAGGAUUUAAAAGAAGUGUCUAGACCAGUGGACCACAGCCUGUGUACAGAACCACCACCAGUUACUUCACAGCUUUGCAACAUUGCCUGUCCAGUGGAAUGCUUAGUUUCAGCCUGGUCUUCAUGGAGACCCUGCAUGCCGGAGAACUGUGAAGAUCCUCAAAAAAAUAGAGGGUUCAAGGUGAGAAGGCGCCAUGUGGUUGGAGAGCCCACUGCCAGUGCUGGAAAAUGUCCGCAUCUUAUUGAAGCCAUUCUUUGUGAGGACCCAGUUUGCUAUCAUUGGGAUCUUCUUGAAGAGGGCCUUUGCAUGGCAGAAAAUAAUCGAACAUGUGGGCAAGGUUUUUACAACCAAAGGAUUUUGUGUAAGAAUAAUCAAGGUGAGGUAGUAUCUGAUGAGCUGUGCAAGGAGUCCUCUCUUCAUAGUCGCAGCACAUGUGAGGUGCCUUGUCCUACUGACUGUGUUCUCAGUGAAUGGUCUGAAUGGUCAGUCUGCUCACGCUCCUGCUCCAGCAAAAACGCAGAAGGCAAGCAGAGCAGAACCAGGUCUAUUAUAGCAAUAUCUGGAGAAGGUGGAAAGCCAUGCCCUUCUAGCCAAGCUUUGCAAGAAUGGCGAUCUUGCAAUGAUCAUGGCUGCACAGUGUUUUACUGGAAUGUGUCACCCUGGGGUCCUUGCACUGAAGACACAUUAGUGACAGCCCUCAAUGCGACAGUCAGUUGGAAUGGUGAAGCUACCUGUUCUGUGGGCGUCCAGAUUCGACAGGUCCACUGCAUAAGGAAUAAAUUUGGACAUGUUCCUCCAAAAAGGUGUCCUGAAAAUUCCUGGCCUGAAACUUUUCAGCCAUGCCUUUUGCCAUGUAAAAAGGAUUGCAUUGUCACCCCUUUCAGUGAAUGGACAUCUUGCCCCACCACAUGUCAGCAAGGCAAUUCUUCUACUGCUAAACAGUCUCGCUACAGAAUUAUCAUCCAGAAGCCUGACAAUGGAGGACAGGAGUGUCCAGAUACUCUGUAUGAAGAAAGGGAAUGUGAAACACUUUCUGUUUGUCCUGUCUAUAGGUGGAAGACGCACAAAUGGCAUCACUGUAUUUUGGCACCUGAUUAUGUCAGACAGGGAACGAUUGGAGCGGCAGAGGCCUGUGGUUCUGGUUUACAAUCCAGGGGUGUGAUGUGUAAAACAGGUGAUGACCAGCACGUAGAUAUUAUUGGAUGCUUGAAGUGGGCAGGUCCAAUGCCUCCCCUGGUCCAGAAGUGUCGGGUCCCGUGCCGCGAUGAUUGCAUGUUGACAAACUGGUCCAAGUUCAGCCCCUGUACAGCAGGCUGUGGAUCAACCCAUAGUCGACGAAGAUCCCUUGUAGGAAAAAGCAAGAAAAAGGAGAUUUGCCAGAAGCACCCACUUGUCGAGACCAAGCCUUGCCCAUGUGACAAAUAUAUCAGUCAGCCAUUGGGGAAUUGGUCAGAUUGUAUUCUUCCUGAAGACAAAGUAUCACUGCAACUUGGCAUGAAGGUUCAAGGAGGUAUCAAAGUUUGCGGGCAGGGUGUACGAUAUCAGGCCGUAGCCUGCUAUGAUCGAAACAAGAGGCUGGUGAAUCCUUGGCUUUGUGGCAAUUCUGGGUAUAUUGAAGAGACCUGUGGUGUGCCAUGUCCAUCUGAUUGUAAGCUCAGUGAGUGGUCAAACUGGUCUCCAUGCAGCAAAUCCUGUGGAAGCGGAAUACAGAUCAGAUCCAAGUGGUUGCGGGAAAAGGCAUAUAAUGGUGGUCGUCCAUGCCUUAAACUAGACGUGAAGAAUCAGGCCCAAGUGUAUGACAGAAUUCCCUGUUAUGGAGAUUGUAGUAAAUAUAGUUGGACAGCUGAACCUUGGUCAUUUUGCAGAAUCAACAACAGUGAGUCAAUGCACAGCUGUGGAGAAGGUGUACAGACAAGAAAAGUGAGAUGUGCGCGUAACACAGCUGAUGGACCUGGACAGAUCGUGGAAGAUGCAUUGUGUGAUUUCAGUGAAAAGCCAGUUGGAGACCGUCAGUGUUCCCUCUACUGUCCAGGUGACUGUGUUAUGUCUGACUGGGGCCAAUGGAGUUUAUGUCCAAAAGAAUGUAACAUCUUGAACACUCGUGUCCGAAUUCGAUAUCCGAUACGUCUACCAGUGGAAGGGAAAACCUGCCCUGAAACCUCUGAGGUAGAGCCCUGUAUUCUCAACAAGAACUGCUUUCACUUUUACUACAAUCUAACAGAAUGGAGCUCUUGCCAACUAAAUGAUAAAGCAGUCUGUGGACAAGGACUGAAGAUCCGUUUGCUUGACUGUGUGCAAAGUGAUGGAAAGUCAGUCAGUCUCAAAUACUGUGAGAAGAUGGGAUUGGAUUGGAAUGGACUAGAAUCACCCUGGCAUUUAUCUAUGCACUGCUUUGUAGAAUGCCCUGUAAACUGCCAGCUGUCAGAAUGGUCUUCCUGGUCUGAAUGUUCCCACACUUGUGGACUUGAGGGCCAAAUGAAACGUACUAGGCAUGUGCUACAAAAGACCCAUGGAGAAGGAAGGCCCUGCUCUUCUCACCUAACUCAGUAUCGACCUUGCCUUGUAAAGCCAUGUUAUAGCUGGGUCUUCAGUGAAUGGUCUGCAUGCAAAAUUGAGGGUGCACAGUGUGGAGAUGGAUUUAAAGUGCGCAAUGUGUCUUGUGUUGUUCAUGAUGGGACACUCUCUGAAUCAGCAAAGGUGGUGGAGAAUGAGAUGUGUGACAAUAAAGCAGUUGGAAUAAAUGAUAUUGAGUGGGAACUAAAAAUACCUUGUUCAGUGCCUUGUCCAGGUGACUGUCACCUGACUGAAUGGUCAUCAUGGAGUUCGUGCCAGCUCAUCUGCUUGGAUGGGAAGAGAUUUGAAACGACCGGCCACCAAACCCGUUCCAGGGCUGUGAUAGUUCAGGCACUGGAAAACCAGGAUAAUUGUCCUGAACAGAUAUGGGAAGGGAGGCCUUGUACAGGAGGAACUUGUCAUGAAUAUGAGUGGAGGUCAAGUCCCUGGAAUGGCAAUGAGCGAAGUGUGUGGUGUGUCCGCUCAGAUGGUGUAAACGUGACAGGAGGUUGUUCUCUUCUGAACCAGCCAACUGCCACCAGGCACUGCAAUCCAUCCUGCUCUAAACCAUACUCCUUCUGUACACAGGGAGGUGUGUGUGGCUGUGAAAAAGGUUUCGUGGAAGUAAUGACUCCUUAUGGAUUUCUUGAUUACUGUGCUAAAAUCCCCAUGCCUGAGGAGAAGAAAGCUGAUGUUAAAACCAACGUGGGAAAGAACAAACUGAGCAAUUCAAAAUUCCAGGCUUUUUUUAAAGGAUGGUCCAUUGAUCCUUUUGAUCCAGAUGGUAAGCCAAAGGUCUGGGUUUACGGAAUAUCUGCUGCUGUAGGGGUCCUCAUUAUCUUCAUUACUGUCCUGUCGUAUCUCAUCUGCAAGAAACCAAAACACCAGACACGUCCCACUCCACAACAGAAGCCUCUGACUUUAGCCUAUGAUGGAGAUAUGGACAUGUAAUGGGUUCAGGAGAAGUGACUUCACCUUUGUUCUGUUGAUAUGAAUAGGAUGACAGAAGCCUUAACCUUGUGAGCGCACGAACACAAGUGAAGAAGACAAACCUCAAGAAUGGUUUUGAGAAAUAUCUUAUAGACCGAGAAGAGGGGAGGAUUACUCUCAGAAACUGUAACUGUUUUUAUAUUGAAAUGUGAGUCGGAAAGCCAAACCU
This is a messenger RNA of Pristis pectinata (smalltooth sawfish), 5014 nucleotides long. RefSeq names its product thrombospondin, type I, domain containing 7Ba (gene thsd7ba). Gene Ontology annotation, biological process: actin cytoskeleton organization. The transcript has 27 exons. The record is from RefSeq and is a predicted model, not a curated record. The coding region runs from base 1 to 4806 and encodes 1601 amino acids. Gene Ontology annotation, cellular component: plasma membrane. NCBI's taxonomy places the organism in Eukaryota, Metazoa, Chordata, Chondrichthyes, Rhinopristiformes, Pristidae.